AUGUCCAGUCAGCGUCUUGUCUUAGGCCUCCCCCGAGUCCUCCCACCACUCCCGCCGUCCCCAGCUCCUCCGUGUGGUCCUUGUGUCCAGGGUCGGCUUCGCGCCACCCCCCACUCCUCCUCCCUUCGUCCGGCCACCGAGCCCUUCCAGACACUCCACUUAGACGUCUGGGGCCCCGCCUCCCGCCUUGGCCCUGAGCGGGAGAGUUUCUUUCUGGUGGUCGUUGACGAUUACUCUCGGUACACCACCGUGUUCCCCUUGGCGAAGAAGUCCGACGUGACUUCUACGCUGAUCCGGUGGCUCCUCGCCACCGAGGGCACUCGUGGUCGUCGUGUCAGUUGUCUCCACUCCGACCGUGGGGGUGAGUUUCGCUCCGGCAUUCUCGCCAGUUUCUGUGCUGAGCAGGGCAUCACCCAGUCCUGGACUCUCCCAGACUCUCCACAGCAGAAUGGGGUUGCUGAGCGCCGCUUAGGCCUGGUCAUGGAGAUCGCCCGCACCUCCAUGAUCCACGCCCGCGCGCCCCAUUUUCUGUGGCCCUACGCGGCUCGGUACGCCGCUCACCAGCUGAACCUCUGGCCUCGCGUCUCUCGGCCAGGGGCUUCACCGACCAGUCUUUGGACAGGGUCCCCUGGUAUUGCGUCGAGGUUUCGUGUCUGGAGCACCUUGGCUCUUGUCCGCGACACCUCUGCGGACAAGAUCUCGCCUCGCGCCAUCCCCUGUGUCUUCCUUGGUUUCCCAGAGGACUCCUCUGACUUCACAUUUUACCACCCUCCCUCCCACCGCUCUCGUGACGUCCGUUUCGACGAGUCUGUCCCCUACUACGUCCGGUACCCCUGUCGAGGUCUCCCGGUUCCCCCCCCUCCCCUCUUCCUGGCUCCAGCUCCUCCUCCUCCCGCCCCUGCUCCUCCGGUACCCCCCCCUGGUCCUGCUCCGUCUGGUGUGUCCCACGCUACUCCCCCCCCCUCGGUACCCCCCCAGGUCUCUCCUCCUUCCCCACAGUCGUCCUCACAGCCUCCGCAGCAGCCGUCAGCGCUUCCUUUACCGGCCACUGCGGACUCUGAGGGUGUUGGUGCUCGGGGUGAGGGCUCUGGCGGUGCUCGCUCUGGGGGUGCUGGCGUUGGAGCUGUUCGUGCACCUACAGGAGCCGCCCGUUCUGGGGGUGUUGGCGUUGGCGCUGAGCGUGCACCUGCCGCGGCUGCCCGUUCCGAGGGUGCUGGAGCUGGUGGUGUUUCUGGAGCUGGAGAGUCUGAGGCUGGUGCUGGUGCCACUGGAGGCACCCCGACUGGGGGUGCGGGUCCACCUCCUACAGGUGCUAGUCGUGCUGCCGCAGGGGGUACACGCUCUGGGGGUUCUCAGCCGGGUGCUGUCGAGGGCGGAGCCGGUUCUUCUUCUUCGUCUCCUGACACCACUCCUCCUCCUCACCCCUACCUGACUCGACACCAGACCCGUCUUCGUCUUGAGCGUGAGGAGCAGCAGCGUUUGGAGCGUGAGAGGUUGGAGGUUCAGCAGCGGGUGGAGCGUGAGAGGCUGGAGUUGCAGCGGGAGCAGCAGCAGCAGCAGCAGUAG
This is a messenger RNA of Closterium sp. Yama58-4, 1566 nucleotides long. The record is from the annotation of a GenBank genome assembly. Lineage: Eukaryota; Viridiplantae; Streptophyta; Zygnematophyceae; Desmidiales; Closteriaceae.